AGCGACGCGGGGCUGCUGCCGUUCGGAUGUGCAGUCAUGUCCGGAGCGUCCCAGUGAUCCCAGCAGGACAGAAGCAGGACUGACGGAAUAAAGCUAUGGGUGGCCAGAUUACACGAAAUGCCUUUUACGACUCACUCGGUGGGCCGUUCCCGUCCGCGUCGCACCGAUGCCACCACAAACCCAAGAGGUGCCUGCCUAUCCAGUGUGGCAGUGUCAGUGGGCCCCUUCCCCUCAGCCCACUUCUCUUCCAUCCAAACGCCAAGGGUUCCCAGAUUGUCAUGGACCUUGCCCAGAAGACUGUCAAGAGGCAGGCCAGUUUCUGCAACGCUAUCACCUUCAGCAACAGGCCCAUAGCGCUUUACGAGCAAGUCCGCCUAAAGAUCACUAAAAAGCAGUGCUGCUGGAGUGGGGCUUUGCGUCUGGGGUUCACUUUCAAAGAUCCAUCCAGGAUAAACCCAGACAACCUGCCAAAGUAUGCCUGCCCUGACCUGGUGUCCCAGAGUGGUUUCUGGGCCAAGGCGCUGCCUGAGGAGUUUGCCAACGAGGGCAACGUUAUCGCCUUCUGGGUGGACAAGAAGGGCAGAGUCUUCUACCGCAUAAACGAGUCCAGCCCCAUGCUGUUCUUCAGCGGAGUCCGCACAGCUGAGCCCCUCUGGGCCCUCAUUGAUGUUUACGGUCUGACCCGCGGAGUGCAGCUGCUAGGCAGUGAGAUCGUUCCUCCUGAGUCGCUGCGCCCACGCUCCUUCACCACUGUGCGCUCCUCCUCCCUGCGGCGCGAAGCAGACGACUCGCGCUUGUCCGUCAGCCUGUGUGACCUCAACCUGCAGCAGGAGGAUGGAGGCAACGCCCACAAUCACGCCCACCGCCACACCCUCCACCUGGCCUCAGCCUCCUCCUCCUCCACCUGCCCCAUCCCCCAGAACUCCCUCAACUCCCAGCAGUCCUCUCUCCUGCCACCCGCCCUAGAGAGCGACCUCCACUUUCAUCAGCUGCGCGGCGCCCACAUCAAGACGCUGGAUGAGCAGACGGUGGCGAGAUCUGAGCAUGCACGCGACGAGCGCACGCUAGUCUUCACCAACCGACCCCUGCGCACCGGAGAGACUGUCUUCAUCAAGGUCACCAAAUCCAGCCCGGCGCGCUCAGGCUCCUUGUCCUACGGCGUGACUUCCUGUGACCCGGCAGUGCUGCGUCCCAGCGACCUGCCCUACAACCCAGAGGCUCUGGUGGACCGGAAGGAGUUCUGGGCGGUGUGUCGGGUGCCCACCCCUCUUCAAAGCAGUGACAUCCUGGGCUUCUUGGUCAACCAGGAGGGGGAGGUCAUCCUCAGCCACAAUGGCACCAAUGUGGGCAUGCAAGUGUGUGUGGACAACUCCCGCCCACUUUGGAUGUUCUUCGGCCUGCAUGGGGCUGUGACUCAGCUGAGGAUUCUGGGCUCCACUCAUGUGGGGGAUCCUCAGCCCACAUCGAACCCCAGCUCGCCCUCCUCCUCCCCCCACACCCCCAGCGCCCUGGGCAGCGGCAGCUCGGAUCCAGUCCUGAACGGAGGCCUGUGCUCUGCCGCUUACUGCAGCUCAGCAGGAGGUACAACCCCAAACUCACCAGUCAGCCUCCCCAAGUCCCCUACGUUCCCAUCACCGUGGUCCGAUGAGUGCUCCAUCUGUUACGAGAACCUGGUGGACACGGUCAUCUACGCCUGUGGGCACAUGUGUCUGUGCUACACUUGCGGCCUCAAACUCAAGAAGAUGUCCAAUGCCUGCUGUCCCAUCUGCAGGAGACAGAUUAAAGACAUUAUCAAGACGUACCGCAGCACGUAAGAGGGCGGCGGCAAAUGGACGGAUAGCCUCAGCGAAAUCCCAGAGUCAGGGAAAGAAAGGCCCAAGUUCAGUGAAUACAAACUCUGGUACUUUGAUUUGGUAUUUUCAUAGGAUUAUUGUUGGUCGGUUUUCUCUCAUGACCUUUUCCAAAGCCGGUACCGCUUCUAUGGCAAGGUCUCUUUCACUCUCCAGUCGUUGUCACUGCCUCUCUGCGGAGGCGGCACUCAAAGUGGCUGCGGGUUCCGCUAAGAACUUUGCUAUUGCCAGAAGGGUUUGCUCUCUCCUGGAAUACGUGAAAUACUUUGAAGGAGAAAGUUAAAAAAAAAAAUCAAAUUUGUCGAGCAAUGUCGUAUGAAUUAGGGAUGAACGCCCAUCUCUUUGGGGCUGAAUUUCUCGUGAACAGCUCUUAUUAGAGGGGGACUGAAGCUCUGAAAUAUGGCGUCAACCUGAUGGACAUUUCUGACUAGAGCAGUCGAUGAAAAGCACAGCCGCAGCAGGUGAUCAGCUCAGUACGUCACAACUUGUGUCUGUGUGUUACUGAGCACUGGAAAAGAAAAGAAAUCAGCUUGGCGUCGUGAUGAUGAAGUGAUGGGUUUCUGUAAUCGUCGUGGUGAUUAACAGUGAGUGUGUAGAGAUGCAAAGCGGUGCUGAAUAUGUAAAGUAGGAUUGUAACACCUGUUGUACUCGUAUAAUCUCCUGUACCUUUAUGGUAGUUCUAUUGCAAAAGUCAGUGGUUGCUAUAUUGUAGUGUUAGCUAGCUGCUUGCUCUGCAGUGCGAUGUGUUGCACUGAAAUCAGCAUUGUUCUCUCGGAAACGCCCCGAUACCGACACGGAGGGCGUUCACCUGUUCACACUCUCUACACGCCUGCGUCCAGCAGACUGAGCAGCUUCGAGGUUCUUCAAAGGAAACAGGAAGUGUGAAAAAUAAACCAACAGUAAUUUGAAUUCUCCUCAGGGCCGAUCGUAUGUUUUUUUAUUUCAAAAGAUGUGAAUAUUUUCCCACUCUACCUAUAACCAUGCCUAGUACACUGUGAGCACUCAUGACGAAUUGACAGAUCUUUCAAAAUAGCUCCCAUAACAUCACAAGUAGUCAAAGGAUUGUUGCCAUGGUAUCGAGAAGCCGCCGCAGAUACAACUCAGCCUCCUGCCUUAACGCACAGAGGGUUCAUUUGUCACAUGCAAAUGCAUCUGUGUUUCCUGCCGUUUCCCAAACCCCCCCCGACAAAUUACCAAAUAACGCUUUCGUGUGGCACCACCGGUCACAACAUGUUCACUCAGAGGAGACAAAGCACACAAAUUAAAAACUAUUUUUGUAAUAGAAAUCCAUGACAUUUCCAAUAUUUAACCAUGAAAGUGUAUAAAAUACUUGUGACAAGACUUUCACCAGCAGCAGAGAUCCCUAACAGAAAUCUGUUCAGGGGCAGAGGUAUAAGAAGAUCCUAUUUUGAAUAUUCCUAUCCUUAUUAGUAUGAUCCCCAUUCCCUUUAUUUCAGUAUGUAAUGUCCUGAUCCAUGCCCCACAAAUUUCACCUGUAAAUACCAGAGCUCAGCAGUAAGCCAUAGCUUAUUACACGACACCACUCCAAGCUGAGAGGCCAUUUUUUAAAAAUGACAUUGUACUUAAUUUUGUAGAUAAUCAACAACUGGGGCUCAGACCUACGCUGCUAUGGUAUUUGCCAGCUGUCCUUUCCAGGCUUGAGGUGUUAAUUCACAUUUGAAUGUUAACUUAUGUACUUAGAGAGAUCAAAAUCAUUUUUUUUCAGUGUGCUUGACUUGAAAAAAAACAAAGAAAAAAAAGUUUUGUCUGUAUUUUCUUUUGUAUUUUAAGUUGGCUUGGAUCGAUAAUCAUCAUUCUAAGAUUAUUUUUUUUCUUGUUUAUCCAAAAGCAUGAGGCGCUAAAUGUUUUCUUGUUUUCUACUGUGAGGAUAUAGAGAGUUUCUUGUUCCUCGAGUGAUCAGAGAUAUUGCAGUACACAAUCAAAACCUCAUUGCUUUCGGGUGCAAGAUAUAAACUCUUGGUUUUAUUACAAUCCCUGGAUUUCAGGUCUUCUUUUUUGUAAUUUAUCUUCUUGUGUGAGCCCAUGUUAGGGAGCCCUACUACUCACUCCUGUAUUUAUAGCUCGUAUCAUUAUAUAGUCUCAAAAGCCGUCACUGUAUGGUAAUGAUAAAUGUCACUUUAUAAAGCUACUGAUUGUAAUCUUGUAAAUCUUUAGGCCAGCGUUGCUCUCUGAGAUUCAAACGUGGCAUGUUUUUAUUUUGUGCAGACACUCCGACCAAAUGGAAAAAUCUCUCUUCUGUUUUUGUUUUUUUAAAUUCAUCAUACAAAUUGUGCAAAAUCUUGUAUUUAUUUGGGACUUUAUUUUCAACAUUUUCAGGACAUCCAUCAGGUUUUGGACAGCAUCAGUUGAUAAACACAGUUCAUACCAAGCUACUGUAAAUAACCAUUUCUCAGAGGAUGAAGGUUUUCAUCAUGAUUUUAUACAGACACUUUCAUCAAGGCCACUUUGCCAUUUUGAUUUAUUUGCAGAGUCCUCCACAGGCUCCUUGAAUGUUACUGAUCCUGCAAUGUAUUAUUUAUUGUCCAUCACUGACGUGUGGACUAAUUCCUUCAGACCUGCUUUUCUUGUGUGUUUGCUUGCUCUGUGAAGAGGUCUUUCUCUGGGUCUGGCCAAUCACACAGCAGCACAUUCGGACUAUUCUUUCUGUAGAUCUUAGUAUUUUUUUGUCAUGCAUGAGUUAUGUGUUCACGCAGUGUGAACAUCAGGACCAACAACAGACGAACAUCAGUGGAAAGCAGUUUGUUUUCAUGUAGACAAGAAGCAGCGGCUGGAAGCUCCCUCGGCUGCAGCUCUGUGUUUGGCCACAGCAGCUGAAGUUCUUUACAAUCCUGUGUUUUCUUUCUUUUUUCAGUUGAAACAACUCGUGAUUGUUUGUGAGCUCUGUUCAGUGUGAGUCGGAUGAUUGUGGUUAAUAAACUUUCCAGAUGUGUUUGUGUAAA
Molecule: messenger RNA, 4810 nt
Organism: Limanda limanda (common dab)
Lineage: Eukaryota; Metazoa; Chordata; Actinopteri; Pleuronectiformes; Pleuronectidae
Gene: neurl1aa
Product: neuralized E3 ubiquitin protein ligase 1Aa
Exons: 6
Coding region: 96-1814 (572 amino acids)
Biological process (GO): nervous system development; negative regulation of Notch signaling pathway
Cellular component (GO): plasma membrane; postsynaptic density
Molecular function (GO): ubiquitin protein ligase activity
Source: RefSeq, a predicted model, not a curated record